Molecule: messenger RNA, 3201 nt
Organism: Leptopilina heterotoma
Lineage: Eukaryota; Metazoa; Arthropoda; Insecta; Hymenoptera; Figitidae
Product: lipopolysaccharide-induced tumor necrosis factor-alpha factor-like
Exons: 5
Coding region: 793-1332 (179 amino acids)
Molecular function (GO): zinc ion binding
Source: RefSeq, a predicted model, not a curated record
UUCUUUAGUAUUAAGACUAAUCUCGAACCGAAAGGUUGCAUUUUGUAAAGUUGACUUUUAUAAUAAACUAAAAGGGUUUCCUCACGAAGCAAGUAGAACUAAUAAUUGAUUAAUAUAAAUAUUAAUCAUUAAUUGGUUCCUCCUAUUCGUAAGAGUUUUUCCCUCCGUUUUAACGGAAUUACUUCUGUAUUUAUUUGAAAUUUCCCGGUCCCUUUUCAGGGAUAUUACUAAGAAUGAAUCCGCGAAUCAAAUACGAGUGAAUUUGCACAGUACCCAUAGUACCGCUCGUAACACUUUAUUAAUAAGCGCGGCUGGCGCGGCUUUGCAUUUAAUUAGUGAUUUGUGUUUAUUAAUCCCAUUAGUUUUAGACAUUAAAUUAUACGACGAUGGAAUUUUAGAGCUUAAUAAGGCCUAUUCAUUCGCAUUUAAUAAUUUUAUUAUCAUUCGCUUCACAAGUGCGGGUGUGUUUUCAACGAAUCAACGAUUGUCGCACAAAUAUUUUGGUACGAGAAAAAGAGUUUCCGAUGACGAUAUGAGUGGUUUACUACCAAUUUUUGCAUCAGUGGAUCAGUAUUUCUAUCAGCUGAAACAUUAUAUGAGACAACAAGAGAUAUACAGAUUUCAUCUUAACUUAGUGAAGGAAUUUAUCUAGUGUGACGAUAAACAAAUGACUAGAAGAUUGUGAUUAGAAUUUUAAUCAACAACUAUUUCUUCGUAUUGAGAAAAUCCUGCAAUAUUGUUAAAAUCUUUCAACCUGAAAGGUUAAGUUCAAUAGUUAAAGGGUGAAAAGAAAUGGAAAAAAUUCAAGAAAUGCCUCAACCAGGUCCUACAGCUCCUACAGCACCUUUGCCAACAGCUCCACCUUCUUACGAAGAAGCUGUUGCUCAAUCUGGAUAUGUUGCAAAUUUACCCAAUAAUCCUCCAUAUCCAGCGGCUGGAUCUCAAAUGCCCAUGCCAACUCCAUUUGUACCGCAAGGAACAUCAGCACCAAUAACAGUUCCACCAUCUCAAAGUAAUGCACCAUAUUCCCAGCAAUUUGGAGCACAGCAAACAUUUUCACCACCUCCACCUCAAGAAGUGCGAAUAGUUCAUCAGCAUGUUGCGGUCUCAUUAGGACCAAAUGCCGUUAAAAUGAGAUGUCCAACUUGUCAUGUUGAUAUUAAGACAACGACAGUUUCAGAUCAUCAACCCAGUGCACAUAUCUGUUGCUUUAUUCUCUGUCUUCUUGGAUGUUGCCUCUGUUCUUGUCUGCCAUACUGCAUGAGCGCCUUUCUGAGCGUACAUCACUUUUGUCCCAACUGUAAAACCUACAUUGGAACAUGGAAGGGUUGAUUUUCUUAGGAAUCUUAUUUAUGCUGAAAUAAUAAUUAUAUAUCUAUAAUACUAAAUAUGGAUAGAGAAUCUAUAAGAUGGUCAAACUUUAAAUGUAUUUGUUAUCUAUUGACUCACGAUCUUUAUAGAUUUUAUAUAAAGCUACCGACGAGUAAAUAGGCAAAAUUAUAGAAAUUAUAAGUAGGAAUGUUUAUAUACAUAUUAUGUAGUUAUAGUUUGAAUGAGAAUAUUUGAGAUUCGAGAGGUGUCGAUCAUUUUUGGUUUCGAAGUUGUUUUCUCUCCAUAUUCAUAUUUGGUUGUGAAAGGCAUUUUAAUUUUUAUUCGUUUUUUCUACUAGAGUAGAAAUUUUUUAUAGUUUUUUUAUAGUUAACAGUUACCAGUGAUUUUUUAAAUAUUUUUAAAAUUAGUUUUUAAAUCAACUUCCAAUGAUAUUGACGCCAGUACUUUUUUUAUAUUUUCUUGUGAAUUUCACGAGACUUCGAUUUUUCUUCCUAUCGAAUAUUUUAUAUUUUUAUCAAAUAUUAUUUUUAAUUAAUUAAAUUGAUUUUAUUCUUAUUGGAUUCUUAUUGAAAAUAAGUUUUUAAUAUCAAAACAAAAAUCGACACGAGUGCAUGUCAUUUGUGAGUGAAAAUUUGAUGAGAUUACUGAACAGUACUCUUGACAGUGAGAUUUUUAAAAUUGCGUGUAAAUAAAGAAUUCACAUUUAGAAAUGGAUUUGUGUUCCAUUUCGUGAUACGAAUUCUUUAUGCGAAUCCUUUUGUAUUAAAAGAAAUUUACUGUUUCAUUUAAAGCGAAAAUCAAUGCAUUUUUUAAUCAAAACACAAAAAAAAGGAAUAUUGUGACAAUUAUAAUUUCUUUUUUUGCAAUUUUCUUUCCAUUUAUCUUUUAUAUAAGGAUUCAGUUUUAGAAUUAUACAAUUUUGAAGAAAACCGUUUUUUUAAAAGUAUUUACAAUUAGAAUAAAAAUGCUAUAAUUAUAGACCUGCCAAGUAAUCGUAGAUUGUAACAGAGAAAAAGACAAUGAUGUAUUUAGUCAUGCUUGAAAAACUUUUUUCGAAUCUCAAAAAAGAAAAGUUGAGUACAUUUUCUGAAUAUCGCAUUGUGAUGUCUUAGCUGCUUUCAAUAUAAUAAUAAUAUGCAUUUUUGAAGAGUAAAAAAAAUGUCUCUAGAAGAAGAGAUUUGUCAAGUAAUAAAUAUUGUGUAGUCAGAUACAAGUACCUUUUUAAAAAUUUGGAUAAAUUAGAUUAUAAAAGAGAAAUAUUAUUCGAUUCGAAUGGAGUUUAAAAAGCUAUAAUUUUAAUAAGCAAGAAAAUUGAUUGAACAAUUUCAUUAUGUCAAAUUGCGAGAAUUUUCGUACAAGCAGAAACAAGCAUUGACAGCAAACAAACUUUUUCUUUAUGUUAUUUUGUCAAAAAUUUAUUGACAAUUACUACUGCGUAUUGAACAAAUGUUUGCAAAGAACUUGUUUGCACAAAAAAUAAGGUUCAUGAUGAGCAAUAUUUUUAAACAUGCACAAUCAAGUUACCUCAUAUUUCGUGUUGAGAAACUUAAAGGAAUUAAUGACUUUCAUUUAAUAUUAAUUUUUACAUUUUUAUUUUUUAUAUCUUUUUUAAAAGUUUGCCAAGGAUGUUCCUAAAGUUCAGAACGUUCAAACGAAUGAAAUUUAUUUCUUUCUUCUUCAAAUUAAAAUUUUGUGUCAAGUAUAAAAAAAAAUCUGUUCGUCAAGUUCACAACUUUCAUUAUCAACGAUUUAGAAGAAAAAAAAUAUUUUUCUAAAUUAAAUUUAUAUAAUUACAAUUUUUAUAAAAAGUUUUGUUUUUUAAUUAUUAAUUUACAUAAGAAAAAAUUUGUGAACAAAAAAAUUUACUGC